CAUAUUUUUAGAUCGGUGUAGAAUUUCUGUCGAUAAAGAAGAGUCAUUUUAAUACGGAACAGUUACCGACGUUGGGGUGUUGCAGUUUUUCUGGGAAGAUAGAGGACGUACGUGCAGUUAGGAAUGAAAUUUUGUAGUUCGUUGAAAAUGUAACGAGAAUUACAGAAAUAAAAGGUAAUUGUGUGUAUAAUUGUUUAAAAUGUAUAUUUAUGAGUGCUUAUCAAACUUCAGUGAUUGUUAAUAGAAGAAUAUUCUGUUUACAUAUGAUUAUUGAUUUCAUCCAAAAACAAUGUGUCCAUUAUACGAAUCAAAUGCAUAUUGAAUUGUACAUUUUAUUUUUCCCCAUAUUGAGACUAAACUAUUAUAUAUUUCUCUAUUAAUAAAUAAUAAUCGUAAGAGAACAAGUGAAAGAGAGAUAAAUAUUCAUUGUGUUUUUAUUAGAAGAUUUAUCAUGGAAAUAGAGUAACAUUAUCAAAUGUUAAACAAAAUAUUUCAUUCCUGAGGGCUAAAUUGAAUAGUUAAUUUUAUUAUGGAACAAGCUUGUCAGUCCUCAAGACCAUUGGAUUCUAUGACUGCUGAAUUUGAUUUUUCAGAAGUUUCUAUAUUUAACAGAGAAAAAAUCAAGAUUAAACAAGAGCCAUGUGAUAGGAACAACGUAAAGAUGAAUGACAAUUGUGUAUCGACUAAUAUACAGUGCAAAUAUAUCGACCUAACCGAGGAUAAUAACAGUGAGGAAGAAAAUGUUCCUUCUACAACUAAAAAUCUUAGUAACAAUGUAAUAACUAGUCGAAUUAGAAUGGAAUCUAUUUUAAUGGGUAAUGCAAUAAUUGAAAAUAGUAAACAUCUACAGCAAAAGAAACGUUCGUUUGUCAUAAAUAAAAGUAAUGAAAAUGUUGGGACGUUAGAAAAAAGUGAUAAUAUUAAUAGAUUUAAACUAGAAAGAGAUGAAGUACAGUUACAUAAAACGACUCAAUGUAACAUAUGUUUUUUGUCGUUCCGCAGUCAGAAAAUUUUAAAUUUUCAUAAUAGUUAUUAUGAACGUACUAAUAUUUAUUUUUGUAACAGUUGUGCUUCCAAAUCUUGUUAUCACAUUAAAGAGAAAAAUAGUAAGAAGGCGUGUUUAUGUUACAUUUAUGAAUGCGAUAUUUGUAAAGGACGGUUUAAGCAUAAGAGACGUAUGCAAGCUCACAUACUUCAUUACCACAAUAAAGAAAUAAAUGAGAUGGACGUCGUAGAAACUGAUAAAAUUAUGAUUAAUCAUUCGACUGUUUCACAUUCCAUCACCCCAAUCAAGGAUAAAUUGAUACAACAGAAAUGGGACAACGAAAGAGAAACAGAAGGAACGGUUAAUGAAAACUUACACAACUCUGAAGCGAGUAUGUGUGAAUCAUUAACAAUGAUUAAACAAGAAAAAGAAUGGACAGAUGAUCAAGAAGGUGAAUUAUCGAUGGAUCAUAUAGUUUCAAAUGUAUUUCAAACUAAAAACAAACCAAAAGAAAAUAGAAUGCAAUAUAAACAACCGUUUGUUCAAAUACACAUUAACAAGAAUAUGAUGGAAGCUCUUUUAAAAAUUUCGGAUAACAAUCUCCUUGACAAAUCUUUGCCAUAUGACGGUAAUACUAAUAGUAAUACUAAUAGUAAUAAUUAUAAAAGUAAUAAUAGUAUUACUACAAAAUCUUAUGCAUUACCUUCCCUAAAUAAUUCAAAAGAGGUUAAUAAUAGCGUAACAUCACCUACAGUUGUACAGAAAAAUAAUCAAAGCGAUGAUAAAUUAAGUAAACAUUUAAAUGCGUGUAAACCAUGUAUAAUUCCUCUGGUAAAAUGUGAUAGUAUUAUAAAUGUAAUAACACCAACUAAAUUGAAUUCGAAUUUUUUACAAUUUAAUAGACUAUCUUCUCGGAUUUCACGAUCAUCACUUAAUCAUAAGUCUAUUAACUGUAAAUUAAGACCUAUAAAAAGAAAGGGUACCACGUAUUCUUCUAUCGAAGAACUGCCCGUAAAAAUCACUCGAUCGCGAAGUAUUAAUAGUCCAUUAGAAUUACCUAUAAGCGAUAAUAUUAUACAUCGUAGGAAUAAAAGGAUGUUUGGUCAAAAAUUGAAAAGAUCUCCGAGAAAAAAUAAUAUAAAGAAUUCCAAAAUUACACCGAAUGUUGAGAAACUCAAUACUGAUGUAUUGAAAAACAAAAAACUUUCAAUUAAGAAUGUUAUAUUAAAGGAAGUUAAAAUAUCUUUGUUAAAGUUACCGGAGAUUAAAAAGGAAAUAAUCGAGUCGGCAAAUAUUGGAAACGAAAUUACUCCUGCAGAAACUUUUCCUUGUAAAAUUUGUAAUGCAUCGUUGACAUCGGAGAAAAAUCUGAAAAAACAUGUAAGGAAAUGUCACACGGCGUAUAUUUCAACUAUUUGCAAAGCGAGGUAUACCUCGAAACAACUUUUAUUGAAUCAUUAUUUAAAAGAACAUGACAUGUGGACUAGCAAAUGCUGCGUUUGUCAACAAUUCUUAAACAGCCGAUUAUUACUAAGACAACAUUUGCUUUUACAUUGUAUUAAAAUAACUUUAUCGAAGAAAGAUCGUCCUGUUUCAAAUAAGAAUUUUAAAUGUAGUUCAUUUAAAAAUUAUAAUUGCAAAUCUACUGCUUUUAAAAUAAUACUGCGAAUGCCGAAAUCGUCAAAGAAACGUCUAAAAAUUAAUCAUGAUGAUAAUAAAUAUUAUGUUGAUAAACCAACAGAGCAUCAGAAGAUCUAUAAUAAUGAUAAGAAUAAUAAAGAAAAACAAAAGAAACAUCAAGCGAUCGAUAAUGGUGAGAAUAAUAAAAAAAAAACAAUAGAACCUGAAGAAAUUAAUAAUGAUAAGAAGAAUAAUCAAGAGAAAACAAUAGAACCUGAAGAAAUUAAUAAUGAUAAGAAUAAUCAGGAAAAAUCAAUAGAAUUUCAAAAGGUUGAUGAUAAUGACGAUCAUAGCGAUUAUCUAGAAAUAUUAGAGGAUAAUUUUAACGUAAAUAACGCUGAGAAUAUGACGAAACAAGUUAGUAAAAGCAAAGAGAAUGAUGAUGCUAGUGUUAUUGAAAAAAGAAAUGAACCACAGACUGAUUCCGUAAUCUAUCUUGAUUUAAUAGAACCAUUAGAAAGUGAUAAUACUGAAGUUCCUUGUUCUAGUAAUAUGAUAGAAGAACCAAUAAUGGAUCCUUUGCAACUUGUUGACUCAACAUUUAUCAUUUGUAAUCCUAAUGAGAAUACACAAACAAAACUAACAUUAAAUAUUAGUAAUUCGAUACAACCGAGUGUUAACGACAGUAACGAGCCUAUAGAAGUAACAGAAAUUACAGCAGAGAAGAAAAAAUAUCCAUGUUCUAUUUGCAAACAACAGUUUCAAAAGCUUGAAAGUUUGCAACAACACAAACGUACCUACGAGUCGUCGUCCAAUAAUUAUUGUAGCCACUGUGGGCUUUCUUUUUCGACUAAAAAGGUAUUGAAAAAUCACAUGGAUGCUGCUCACGAUAUAAGUAUUUGUAAUUCAUAUAAAAUGCAUUGCCAAUUUUGUAAUCAAGGUUUCCGUACUCAGAACAAUCUUCGAAUACACGAGUUGCAUUAUCAUACAACAGCAGUAACUAAAAACAAAAAAAUCACGGAUUUCUUGCAAAUUUCGAAGAGCGAAAAUAAUCAAUCGACAAAAAUGAUUUGCAAGGUUUGCGGCGUAUUCUUUGACACUGUCGAACGUUAUCAGUUACAUAAUACGUAUUUUCAUAAGGAUCAUAUAUUUCACUGUAAAUUAUGUAACAAAGUAUUUCACGGAUUGUAUAUGAUGAACCGUCACAACAAACUUUUCCAUCAAUCUGGAGAUACUUUAUUAUUUUACAAAUACAGAUGCAUAUAUUGUCACGAAGGAUUUGCUGUCGAGAUACAAUUGCAAGCGCACAUGUCACACGUGCAUCCGAACAAACAAGUAGACAAAUCAUCGUUAAAUUCCAUGAAUUAUAAUGAAACUAAUAGAUCAUACGUAUGUUCAAAAUGUAACAUGGAAUUUCUUAGCGUUACCGAACUAUUGAUUCACAUUGAACAUUUUUCGGAUUAUGGCAGUUAUAGAUGUUUCAAAUGUUCUCGAAAAUGUUAUAACUUAUCGAUACUCAACAAUCACAUGAAUCUGACUCAUUUCGAUAACGAGUUAACGAAAAAAUACAUGUGUGAUAUUUGCGGUGAAGUUUUAACAUCCGAAAUUUUUCUUUUGUGUCAUCAGAAACACGUUCACGGUGAGUUAAAAAAUGAACAAACCGUAUCCACUGUCAUUAACAAAAAUCCUACAACUGAUUUACAUAUUGACGAGAUUGCUAAUGACGAUGUAUUAAAAAUCGAUAAUGAAACGGUAUUACAUACGAAUCCUCCUAAUUCCAUUCCGAACGCUGUCACAAAUUACAAUUUUUAUUGUUCGAUAUGUCCCGUUAAGUUUGAUAAGGAAAUUUAUUUGAAGGAACAUUUGAUCGAAUAUUUGGAUUACGGCGAUUAUCAGUGCAACGAAUGUCUAAGGCGAUUCGCAAAUGUUGAUUUUUUGAAAAACCACGUUGAAAAUCAUUUGAGACCGGGUAUGGUCAAGACGAAAUAUUAUUGCAUUCUUUGCAACGAAGUUUUUAAAUCCUCUAUGGUCCUCGAAUCUCACGUUGCUCAUUUGCACGCACGUAUUAUUUUUAAAGAUGAUUUGCCAAAGGAUGUUUAAUGUUUUUUCAUUUCUUUUUUUUUUUUUUUUUCCGUU
This is a messenger RNA of Polistes canadensis, 4741 nucleotides long. Its product is annotated as zinc finger protein 521-like. The record is from RefSeq and is a predicted model, not a curated record. Lineage: Eukaryota; Metazoa; Arthropoda; Insecta; Hymenoptera; Vespidae. Bases 530 to 4705 code for a protein of 1391 amino acids. The transcript has 3 exons.